CUGACGGGCGAGCCGGCCCCCGACCCCCACCCGCCGGCUCGCUCGCCCCCCCUUCGGGGCUGCCAGACGAAUUUCUCUCCCCACUGGCCUGGUGCGGCCUGACGGAGGCGGAGUGGCUCGCUCCGGGCCGGCCGGCGCCGGGGGUGAGGCUGCCGGGAAGGAGCUGGGGGCGCUCGAGGGGCCGAGCAUCCCUCUCCUCGGCCCGCCGGCCCCCGUCCCCCGCCUUCCCUCCUCCUCCCGCCUGGCCGCCCCGCCCCGCCGUGACCCCCGGGCGCCUCCAGAGCCCGACGCGGGCAAAUACUUCUCUUGUCUUGGUUGGAUGCACAAAUCUCUGUGCAGUGCUUUUUGCCCGUUGCCUAGACGAUCACUUGGUUUCUCUGAGGAUGUCUGGUUCUCGUAAAGAGUUUGAUGUGAAGCAGAUUUUGAAAAUCAGAUGGAGGUGGUUUAGCCAUCAAGCAUCAUCUCCCAAUUCUACAGUUGACAGCCAGCAGGGAGAAUUUUGGAAUCGAGGACAGACUGGAGCAAACGGUGGGAGAAAGUUUUUAGAUCCGUGUAGCCUACAAUUGCCUUUGGCUUCAAUUGGUUACCGAAGGUCCAGCCAACUGGAUUUUCAGAAUUCACCUUCUUGGCCAAUGGCAUCCACCUCUGAAGUCCCUGCGUUUGAGUUUACAGCAGAAGAUUGUGGCAGUGCACAUUGGCUGGAUAGACCAGAAGUGGAUGAUGGCACUAGUGAAGAAGAAAAUGAAUCUGAUUCCAGUUCAUGCAGGACUUGCAAUAGCAGUCAGACAUUAUCAGCCUGCCAUACUAUGGAGCCAUGUUCAUCAGAUGAAUUCUUCCAAGCCCUUAAUCAUGCUGAACAGACAUUCAAAAAGAUGGAAAACUAUUUGAGACACAAACAGUUAUGCGAUGUAAUUCUAGUUGCUGGUGAUCGCAGAAUUCCAGCUCAUAGAUUGGUGCUCUCCUCUGUCUCAGAUUAUUUUGCUGCCAUGUUUACUAAUGAUGUCAGGGAAGCAAGGCAAGAAGAAAUAAAAAUGGAAGGUGUAGAACCAAAUUCACUGUGGUCCUUGAUUCAGUAUGCAUAUACAGGCCGCCUUGAAUUAAAAGAAGAUAAUAUUGAGUGCCUGUUAUCUACAGCUUGCCUUCUUCAGCUUUCACAGGUUGUGGAAGCAUGCUGUAAGUUUUUAAUGAAACAGCUUCACCCAUCCAACUGUCUUGGAAUCCGUUCUUUUGCUGAUGCUCAAGGUUGUACAGAUUUGCAUAAAGUGGCUCACAAUUAUACUAUGGAACAUUUCAUGGAAGUAAUUCGAAACCAGGAAUUUGUGUUAUUACCAGCCAGUGAAAUUGCAAAGCUCUUGGCCAGUGAUGACAUGAACAUUCCUAGUGAGGAGACAAUAUUGAAUGCACUUCUUACUUGGGUCCGUCAUGAUUUGGAACAGAGACGGAAAGAUCUCAGUAAACUUUUGGCUUAUAUUAGGCUACCUCUCCUUGCGCCACAGUUCCUAGCAGACAUGGAAAAUAAUGCACUUUUUCGAGAUGAUAUAGAAUGUCAGAAACUAAUUAUGGAAGCAAUGAAGUAUCACCUACUACCAGAGAGACGGCCCAUGUUACAGAGUCCUCGGACAAAACCUAGGAAGUCAACUGUCGGUACAUUAUUUGCAGUUGGAGGAAUGGAUUCAACAAAAGGAGCAACAAGCAUUGAAAAGUAUGAUCUCCGUACAAAUAUGUGGACUCCUGUAGCCAAUAUGAAUGGGAGGAGGCUGCAGUUCGGCGUUGCGGUGCUAGAUGACAAACUGUAUGUGGUUGGAGGAAGAGAUGGACUGAAGACUUUGAAUACUGUAGAAUGCUACAACCCCAAAACAAAAACUUGGAGUGUGAUGCCUCCUAUGUCUACACAUAGGCAUGGCCUUGGUGUGGCUGUAUUGGAAGGUCCUAUGUAUGCAGUAGGAGGGCAUGAUGGUUGGAGCUAUCUGAAUACAGUGGAAAGAUGGGACCCUCAGGCUCGCCAGUGGAAUUUUGUUGCCACUAUGUCCACUCCCAGAAGCACAGUAGGUGUGGCAGUACUAAGUGGAAAACUUUAUGCAGUUGGUGGUCGUGAUGGCAGUUCUUGUCUCAAGUCAGUAGAAUGCUUUGACCCUCAUACUAAUAAAUGGACACUCUGUGCACAAAUGUCAAAAAGGAGAGGGGGAGUAGGAGUCACUACCUGGAAUGGAUUGCUGUACGCCAUCGGAGGCCACGACGCACCUGCAUCCAACUUGACUUCCAGACUCUCAGACUGUGUGGAGAGAUAUGAUCCCAAAACGGAUAUGUGGACUGCAGUGGCAUCUAUGAGCAUCAGCAGAGAUGCCGUGGGAGUCUGUUUACUUGGUGAUAAGUUAUAUGCUGUCGGAGGGUAUGAUGGACAGACUUACCUUAAUACAGUGGAGGCUUACGAUCCCCAGACAAAUGAGUGGACCCAGGUUGCUCCACUGUGCCUAGGAAGAGCUGGGGCUUGCGUUGUGACUGUAAAGUUAUAACAGUGCUUUGUUUUCUAAAUGAAGAUGUUCUCUUCCUUUAUGAAUUUAGUAUAAUUGUUCUACUAUCAAUGGAUAUGUUUUUAGUAAAUUUGCAAGGCCACAUUCCGGGGCACGAAGUGCCUGGUCUCUAAGGGAAGAUGUUAAAACAAGGAAGAACCAGGAUUAAAUACUUUUAUUUCUUAGCAAAUCAAAACUGCAGCUGGUGGAUGGUGAACGUAUGUUCCUGAUAUAAAAUAUGAGGACAAAUGCACUGCUCCUGACACAACCCAGUGUUAACCAGGAAUUUCAUUUCUUUUAAUAAUCAAGCACAUUUUGCUCAUAUUAUCCACAUUUCUUUUAUUACAGUGCAAAUACCCCAGAUAAAACUUCUAAUGUUUUGAUUUGUAACUUUAUCAUACAUGAAUUAUGGUAAUUCUUAUUCUUUUACUUAACCACAACCACUGUUUUAAUGAUAUUACUAAAGACUAUGCAUUUAGUUGUUUUCAGAAAUAGCUGCAUUAUAUAUGCUUCGCUUGUGGAUAUAUUUCUAAAAUCGGCUUAGUCCAAUGAAUAAAGAAAAAUAUUAAAGAGUUAGAACAACAAAGACCAAAUAAAAACUUGAUAUGACCUUUGGGAUCUAUUUAAAUAUUCAUUCCAUCUAGAUUAACCAAGAACUCCACGUUAUGAUAUUCUUAAAUUAGAAUUGAAACAUGGUGUUUUGCAUUAAAUUUAAGAUAUGCAAAUUUUGUGGAGAAAAUAAAUGUUAUAUACCCUCUAAUGUUCUUUCACCUAAUUAGCAUUUAAUUGUGUGAAUUUGCUUUCUUUUAUAUUGUUAAAAAUGUUUUGAUUUUGUCUCUUUAUAUUGACAGAACUGUUUGGAUAUUCUUACGUUCUCAGAUCUCUGUUUGCCUCCCCUGCCUUGUUUGCUAAUUUUUGCCGGAGUUAGUUAAUCCUUUGUGCUUCUUUGUAAUCAAACAGUUUGGGGGGAAUGGGCUUAUUGAAUGUUUGAAAAAUAAGUUUAAAGUGUUUAUUACCCAAAGUUUUGUACAUUUGUACACUCUUAAUUACACAUGUGAAUGUUAAUAUUCUCAGUGAAUUAUUUAUUGUUUGCAAAAAUGCACUGGGCAGUAACAUUUUAUGAUAAAUCCUUUAAGGUAUAAGUCAUUAACUUAUAUCUUAAUGUAAAAUGAGUAUAAACUAAAUUCCCACCUUUUAAAAGUCCAUAUUUUGGUUAAUGUGUUUUUACAUUUUA
This is a messenger RNA of Balaenoptera musculus (blue whale), 3744 nucleotides long. RefSeq names its product kelch like family member 5 (gene KLHL5). The transcript is spliced from 12 exons. NCBI's taxonomy places the organism in Eukaryota, Metazoa, Chordata, Mammalia, Artiodactyla, Balaenopteridae. Gene Ontology annotation, molecular function: protein binding. The coding region runs from base 384 to 2513 and encodes 709 amino acids. The record is from RefSeq and is a predicted model, not a curated record.